GAACAAACUGGCUUGGGUAAAUGAUGAGGGAUUUGGAAUCAACAGAUGCCAAAUAUGCAGAAGAAAUGGAAGAAAGAAGAAAUGCUGAAAAGAAGCUAGAGACAUUUUCACCUCUCGAAUUUGGAGAUUCUGGCAUAUAUGAGAGGAUGAAGAAACUGCCUUCCAGAAGAAUUAUAUUAACCCGUCUGCCACCUCAUCUCCUGCCCCCAUCUAUUCUCCAAAGCAAGGCUAAGGUGAGUCUUCUCCUCUUCUCUAAAAGGAACCCCAAAGACACGGCUGUCUCCUAUCACCACUUCUACAACAUGCCACUGCUGCCAUCCUUCACCUGCUGGGAUGAGUACUUUCCAGCCUGCAUGAACGGGAAAUUGGCCUGGGGAUCAUACAUUGACCACUUAGUCGAAUGCAACAAAUACAUUGACCACGAGAGGAUCAUGAUGAUAAGCUAUGCGGAACUCAAAGAGGACCCAGUACUGGGAAUGAAAAAGAUUGCUGCCUUCUUUGGAUUCUCCCUGUGUGAGGAAGAUUUUCACAGAAUUGCUAAUACCAGUUUCCAAGCUAUGAAAGAGAAAUCCAAGGAAACCCAUGGACAGUUUGGGGACAUCCUCUUCUGGAAGGGGGUUGUUGGGAACUGGAGAGACCUCUUCUCUAAAGCUCAGAAUGAAGAAAUGGACCAAAAAUUUGAAGAGUGCCUAGGAGGAACAAAGCUGGCAGCAAAGAUGAAAUAUGAUGCGUACUGCAGGGCCUGA
Messenger RNA from Cariama cristata (Red-legged seriema), 746 nucleotides. RefSeq names its product sulfotransferase 6B1-like. The record is from RefSeq and is a predicted model, not a curated record. The annotation marks the transcript as partial. Gene Ontology annotation, molecular function: sulfotransferase activity. Gene Ontology annotation, biological process: sulfation. Lineage: Eukaryota; Metazoa; Chordata; Aves; Cariamiformes; Cariamidae. Gene Ontology annotation, cellular component: cytoplasm. The transcript is spliced from 7 exons.